This is a messenger RNA of Orycteropus afer afer, 1440 nucleotides long. The record is from RefSeq and is a predicted model, not a curated record. Lineage: Eukaryota; Metazoa; Chordata; Mammalia; Tubulidentata; Orycteropodidae.
AUGCGAGGCUGUGGCCGUGAGGACUCGGCCCCUCGGUGCCCCUUGAUCGCCGGCUGCGUCCCCUUCUUAAGAGCCUUCUAUGUGCCGGGUGCUGGGCUGGGCUGCUGGGUGCAGAGUGACCAGGACACGUGUGCCCACCCCCUGUGCUCAGCCUGCACCGUGCUCUCCAGCCGCCUACGCAUGGUGUUUCUGGUAUGGCAGCAGCAGGACCCGGCCGACAGCCCGCGGGCCCAGCGUGGUGCGGUGGUGGCAGACAGGCUCCUGGAGCAUCUCCCCGCCUCCUUCCUGCCCUCCACCAGCCCCCUGCGUCUGUCUGACAUCCAGGGAAGCACUCUGGGCCGCCUCUGGCCCUUUUGGGAUGUCAGCCAGGCAGAUGGGACUUGGGAGUCCACCGCCUCCCUCAGACACCCGUUCACUGAGGCCGUUGUGUACACGGAGCCCCUGGGUGGCCCAGACGUGAACGACCUUCAGGAAGAAGGCAAAAACGCCAUCGACUCGCCACUGUCCCCUGCCUCAGUGGGCGUUCAUCCUGAGGACACUCUUCUAGAGGAGAAUGAGGAACGCACCAUUAUCAACCCCACCUCCAAGGAAGACCCCAAGUUCAAGGAGCUGGUCAAGGUCCUACUGGAGUGGGGGGAGUGGGUGCUGUGGGAAGAACGGUUGGUGAAAGGCAGAGAGGAGGAAGAUGUGCUUGAUAAGGCAGUUCUGAAAUCUCUUGUGUAGAAACUGGCGGACUGUAGGCUGAACGUGGCUGAGGUGACUCAGUCCGAAAUCGGGCAGAAGCAGAAGCUGCGGACGGUUCUCGAGGCCGUGGGCGACCUGCUGCGGCCCCAUGGCUGGGCCCUCCAGUGGAACGUCGACUCGAUUCAUGGGAAGAACCUGGUGGCCAUCCUCCACCUCCUCGUCUCUCUGGCCAUGCACUUCCGGGCCCCGAUCCGCCUUCCGGAACACGUCUCCGUGCAGGUGGUGGUCUUGAGGAAACGGGAAGGCCUCCUGCAUUCCAGCCUCAUCACGGAGGAGCUGACCACGACCUCAGAGAUGAUGAUGGGCCGGUUUGAGCGGGAUGCCUUCGACACCCUCUUUGACCACGCUCCAGACAAGCUCAACGUGGUGAAGAAGUCUCUCAUCACGUUUGUGAACAAACACCUCAACAAGCUGAAUUUGGAAGUGACGGAGCUAGAAAGCCAGUUUGCAGACGGCGUGUACCUGGUUCUACUCAUGGGCCUUCUGGAAGACUACUUUGUUCCUCUCCACAACUUCCACCUGACACCGGACAGCUUCGAUCAGAAGGUCCACAACGUGGCGUUCGCCUUUGAACUGAUGCUGGAGGGAGGUCUCAAGAGGCCGAAGGCCCGCCCUGAAGAUGUGGUGGACCGGGACCUCAAGUCCACCCUGAGGGUCCUGUACAACCUGUUCACCAAGUACAAGAAUGUCGAGUGA